UUAAAGGAUAUUGUCAGUAAUUGCUACGAACCUCUUUCCGUACAUUUUAUCUACAAGUCUUUGCUGGAUGGAAUAGAGAAGUGCAAAAAAUGCUUUGAUUUGUUGUACGUAGUAGCUCUGUUCUACAAAAUUCCUAUAGCAUUGGCUACUUCUUUCAACGCGAUUAGAGACAUAAAGUACAAUAUAAAAUCUUUCGAUUCCUCGUUUGUAUAUAUGCAUUGGGCAUUCCAAUAUUUGUUCAUUGUGAUAGUGCCAGCUGUGUUGGCAUCACGACUUGCUCACGAGGUCGACAAAAUUAAGAUAAUACUGCACGAGAAACUAUUACUAGAAACUGCUGUGGGCAACAAAGCGGUGGCCAUCAGGAACUUUCUCCUGUACAUCGACGCGCGUCCCAUGAGGUUCUACAUCUGCGGCGUCGUCCCCCUCAACUGUUCCUUCCCCUUCGUCAUUCUCAACGUUUUCGUCACUUACUUGAUUGUCGCCGUGCAGUUCUCGCACAUUUAUUAA
Molecule: messenger RNA, 507 nt
Organism: Aricia agestis (brown argus)
Lineage: Eukaryota; Metazoa; Arthropoda; Insecta; Lepidoptera; Lycaenidae
Exons: 4
Coding region: 214-507 (97 amino acids)
Biological process (GO): sensory perception of taste
Cellular component (GO): membrane
Source: RefSeq, a predicted model, not a curated record